AUGACAGCCCCCAAGCCCGCCAUCAACUUCAUCCGCGGCUGGCCCGCGCCGGAGCUCCUCCCCGCGCCGCUGCUCUCGGCGGCCGCGCAGCGCAUCCUCGCCGACCCGGCCGUCUACGUGCCGGCGCUGCAGUACGGGCCGGACCCGGGCUACCAGCCGCUCCGCGAGGCCCUGGCGCGCUGGCUCGCCGGCCACUACGGCCUCGCCGCGGACCCGGAGCGCAUCUGCAUCACCGGCGGCGCCAGCCAGAACGUCGCCUGCAUCCUCCAGAGCUUCACCGACCCGGCCGUCACAAGGGCCGUGUGGAUGGUCGCGCCCACCUACCACCUCGCCUGCGGCAUCUUCGACGACGCCGGCUUCGCGGGGCGGCUGAGGGCGUUUCCCGAGGACGAGGAAGGCAUUGAUCUGGAGGUGCUCGAAGCCAAGAUUCGGAAGCUGGAGGACGAGGAAGUGAACGAGCCCCAGGCCCAGCCGUUCAAAGACGCUGGAGAGCACCGCAAGUUCUACCGCCAUGUCAUAUACGUCGUGCCCACCUGCUCCAACCCCUCCGGCAAGACCAUGUCCGUCCGCCGGCGCGAAGGCCUCGUGCGUCUGGCGCGCAAGUACGACGCCCUAGUCAUCUGCGACGACGUCUACGACCUCCUCCAAUGGCCCCUGAACAACGAGACCAGCAGCGGCUCCCUGCGCUCAGACGAAUCGCCCGAGAUGACGCUCCCGCGACUCUGUGACAUCGAUCUUGCCAUGGAUCGUGACCCCAAAGAUCCCAAGGGCUUUGGCUUCGCCGUCAGCAACGGUUCCUUUAGCAAGAUGGCCGGCCCUGGUGUGCGAACUGGCUGGCUCGAGGGUUCGCCCGCCUUUUCCUUUGGCCUCGCCCAGACUGCCUCGUCCAAGUCCGGCGGCGCGCCCAGCCAGUUUUGCGCUGCGAUGAUGUCUGAUCUCGUCGAGUCGGGCGCCCUCCAGGACUAUCUCGCCACCACGGUGCGCCCUGGCCUGCAGCGCCGCCACCGACUCCUCGUGGACGCUAUCCACGAGCACCUCUCCCCGCAGGGCAUCACUAUCCGCGAGGCUGGUCUCGUUGGCGGCAGCACUUAUGGAGGCUACUUUGUGUGGCUGAAGCUCCCUCAGGGCCUGUCGGCGAAGCUGAUCGCUGAUGUCUCCUUGGUUGAGGAGAACCUGAUUGUGGGCAACGGCAACAUGUUCCAGGUGCACGGCGACGAGAAGACGGUUGACCUUGACGGCGCCAUCCGAGUUACCUUUGCCUACGUCCCCGAGGACGACCUCGUCGAGGGUAUCCGGCGACUAGGUGCCGUGGUGCAGAGAGUCAAGGCCGAUCCAGCCAAGUACGAGAAGCUAGCCAACACGGUGUCGGACGCGGCUAUGAUAGACUCCAGCAAGUAA
This is a messenger RNA of Ilyonectria robusta, 1398 nucleotides long. RefSeq names its product pyridoxal phosphate-dependent transferase. The record is from RefSeq and is a predicted model, not a curated record. Lineage: Eukaryota; Fungi; Ascomycota; Sordariomycetes; Hypocreales; Nectriaceae. Bases 1 to 1398 code for a protein of 465 amino acids. Gene Ontology annotation, biological process: biosynthetic process. The transcript is spliced from 2 exons. Gene Ontology annotation, molecular function: L-2-aminoadipate:2-oxoglutarate transaminase activity; pyridoxal phosphate binding.